AUGGGGAGUGAGCCAAGGGUGAGAAAGCGUGACGACACGUCAAGUAAAGAGAAGAGGAAGUGGAGGGAGGCUGUUGGAGAGGGAGAUGAAGAGACGCAUCCAUCAAGGGUCAAUCAAUUAGGCCAGGGGACGAUAAAGGCAGGGCAAGGCAAGGCAAGGCAAAGGAAAGGUAAGGCAAAACAGAGACGAGGGCUGCCACUAACAAGUAAUCACAGACUCAGACGAGACUCGCUCGGGUCGUAUACCGAGCACAACGUCUCCAACUGCCCAACUAAACCACCUUGGGCUUGCGUUGAUGGCGGCAUGCAGCAGCUAGUCAGCUAG
Molecule: messenger RNA, 324 nt
Organism: Fusarium graminearum PH-1
Lineage: Eukaryota; Fungi; Ascomycota; Sordariomycetes; Hypocreales; Nectriaceae
Exons: 1
Coding region: 1-324 (107 amino acids)
Source: RefSeq, a predicted model, not a curated record